Messenger RNA from Centruroides sculpturatus (bark scorpion), 1484 nucleotides. RefSeq names its product terminal uridylyltransferase 7-like. The coding region runs from base 286 to 1422 and encodes 378 amino acids. The record is from RefSeq and is a predicted model, not a curated record. The transcript has 11 exons. NCBI's taxonomy places the organism in Eukaryota, Metazoa, Arthropoda, Arachnida, Scorpiones, Buthidae. Gene Ontology annotation, molecular function: RNA uridylyltransferase activity.
UCAAUCAUGUAUGUAUUUGUCUUAUUCUUAAUAGAUGCGGUGCAGGCGCCCAUGUGUCUCCCACUUACCCUACUCUAUCCUAUCUUACUUUCUUUCACCUUCGCCUUAACUCGUCAAACUUUUCCUUCCUUCCUUUUCCGGUUCUGGGGCUUUGAGUGCGCCCCAUCACCACCCCCUCACAAUGUCAAUGUCAAUGUGAGAUAAUUACUGAGUAUUCAGCAUGCACAAAUAAAAAAGGUGUUAAUUAAUAAUAAUAAUUGAUACUAUUUCAGGAAUUCAAGUGCUAUGAAUGAAUCUCAAAAAAAUUUAAUUACUCAAGUAUGCGAAAUGAUAUACGAUAUUAAAAAGACAACUUUUGAAGACGAAGAAAGAAAUAAGUUAUUAGUAUUUAAUCUACAGAACUAUAUUCAACGUUUUUUACCAGGUGCCUGUUUACAGCUAUUUGGGUCUUCAAGCAAUGGUUUCGGAUUCAGAGACAGCGAUCUCGAUAUAUGUUUCACUUUGAAAAACAGAACUGAUGAGAUUGAUUAUCGAGACAUUAUUAUCGCACAUUUAACAUACGAAUUAAGGAGAUGUCCAAUGGUUCGAUAUGUUGUACCUGUUCCAACAGCAAAAGUGCCUAUAAUCAAAUUUUCAUUCAAAUAUGUGAAUAAAGAAGCGGAUUUUAGCCUUUUCAAUGAUUUGGCAGUAUACAAUACAAAACUUCUUUCUACUUAUUGCAAAAUUGAUUCACGCGUUCAGAAACUUGGUUACGUUGUCAAAUAUUUUGCUAAGGUUUGUUACAUAUGUGAUGCGUCAAGAGGAGGUUUAUCAUCUUACGCGUAUAUUUUAAUGUUAAUAUAUUACUUACAACAAAGAGAUCCACCAGUGAUUCCAGUUUUGCAAGAAUUAUAUGAUCAUUCCCAAGCCAGUCCAGUUAGAAUAGUACAAGGAUGGAAUACGUGGUUCUACGAAGACAUUGACAAUUUACCAAAUGUUUGGCCGGAUUAUAAGAAAAAUACCGAAAGUUUAGCCGAAUUGUGGUUAGGAUUUUUAAAAUUUUAUACGGAAAUAUUUUCAAAGAAAUUAUUUGUUAUUUGUAUUCGUCGACAUGCACCUUUGACACGUUUAGAAAAAAAUUGGUAUUGGAAAGUAGAAAACAGCAUAGCAAUCGAAGAUCCCUUCGACUUGAGCCAUAACUUAGGAGGAGCAACUCGAAAAAUGAAUGAUUUUAUAUUUUCAACAUUUCGUACAUCUUACGAACAUUUCCGAGCCGAAACCAAUGUAAACGAACCGAACGCCAUUUUGGAACAUUAUUUUAAUAAAAAGCUUUUGACGAAUGAUAAAAGUGCUCCAAUUAAAAAAAUUUGCAAGAAAUGUCUAAGACUUGAUCACGUGACAAAAGAAUGUCCUCGAAGAAACAGAGAGAAUUUCUAUAUGUAAAUAAUCUUUAUUGAUUAUUUAUGGAAUUUUACUAGAACGUGAAUAAAACUAUCAAGAGGCAA